Messenger RNA from Schizosaccharomyces cryophilus OY26, 2545 nucleotides. RefSeq names its product G-protein coupled receptor Git3. NCBI's taxonomy places the organism in Eukaryota, Fungi, Ascomycota, Schizosaccharomycetes, Schizosaccharomycetales, Schizosaccharomycetaceae. Gene Ontology annotation, biological process: adenylate cyclase-activating G protein-coupled receptor signaling pathway. The record is from RefSeq and is a predicted model, not a curated record. The transcript has a single exon. Gene Ontology annotation, cellular component: plasma membrane. The coding region runs from base 633 to 2138 and encodes 501 amino acids. Gene Ontology annotation, molecular function: G protein-coupled receptor activity.
ACUGUUUGUGUGGAUUUUCAACCAAGUUGUUCCCAUUCACUAUUGCCCUCUUUUUUGCGUAAGGGUUUGGCCAGGGUUCUUUUGUUUUAUAAAAGGACCUUCUUCCUGCCUAGAUCAGCCAUCCUUUUCUGUUCUCCAAAGUUGACUUAUCCUUAAUUUUUUCUUUUUUUUAUCUUACUUUCAAUUCUUUCCUGAUUGUUUGUAUCAGACUUUUUUCUUUCUUUCAAAUAUAAUAAAAUUUUAUUCUACUGUUUGGACUAAUCUGUUUCCUUUUCCUUUUACCUUUUUGCAGAACUCUUUAAGAAAAUUGAUUUUCGGGUCUUAUUUGAUUUUGAGUUCUUUUCAUUUCUUUCGCCUCAUUCUCUGACGUCUCUGGCUUUUUUUCUUCGUUACUAUUCCUUGCUUAUAUUAACCACUUCUUUUCUUCCGCCUAUCCCAAACCUCUUUCUGUCUCUUUCCUUUAGUUGUGCUCAAUUCACUUUUUUUUCUCCCUACGUUUCUAAAAUUUGCAUCAAUAUUUAAUUUCUCGUUGGGGACUCCAAACUUUUCUUUUUGUGAUUUUCUCUCGUGUUUCGAUGUGCGCUUAUUAUCACCUUAUGUUGGAUUGAGAACAUUGAUAAGCCUUUCUUCUUAUGCAAUUUACUUGUCGGAGCGAUGUUACGAAUUCUACUGGUGUAGCCGAUGCGCGACACCAUCAUCGACUCCAUCGAACUAACACCACCGGCACCUCAACGAUCAUCGUCUUGACAGGCAUAGAGUUGAAACACCUAAGAUUAAUGGUUAUUGGUGCUUGUUCCGUUUCGAUCGCCUUUUGUAUAUUUAUAGUUUGUUUACGAUUUUUUCGUCAAAAAAAAAAAACUUUCCGUGAUCAUAUUCAUAUUACCCUCUUUAUAGUCCUUUUAAUUCGUUCCAUAAUUCAGCUUCUUCACCCAAGUUUAUCUAUAUAUUCAGGUUAUUUUUGGAUCCCAGCGAGACGAUGUUUUACCUUAGGCUUUUUUCUUUUGGUCAUGCUUCGGAUGUCUGAUUAUUGGAUUUUGAUCAACGUAUUACAUAACUCCCUUAUCGUACUUCACCCUAGAUCUGUCGAUGCAGAUCGCGGAGGACUUUAUCGCUUUCGACAUACCGUAUAUGCCUUGUCGUUCAUCUUCCCUCUUACAGUUGGUGCUCUUGCUUUUACGAAUACAGAUAAUACGUUUGUGAAUUUCCAAACUCGAUGUUUUCUUCCGUUUCGACCCGUUCGAUUCCAGUGGGCUCUCAAUUGGACCUUUGAUUAUGUUCUUACAGGAAUCAUUUUUGCACUUCAUCUCGGUAUGUUUAUUACCAUUAGAAAAAAAAUUAAGCAGUUUCAAAAAAUCUCUCCUGAUAAUCCUGAUUCGUUUCCCAUAUAUGACCUUGAGGUCGGUCCUCAAAACCCUUCUCAAAUUUCGCUGCCACCUCUCCCUCAAAAUUACUCUUCCUCCUCCUCAACUUCCUCCUCUCUACAUUCCCCACGAAAUUCUUUUUCAAGUCAUACGUAUAGUUGUGCUCAUGAAGCAUCCUCUUUGCCUAAUCCUCAGUCCCUAUCGUCCCCGUCCGAUUCUCAUCAACAAUCCUACCGUUUUCCUAGCUUGUACAAUCGCCCCAAUCCAUCAAAAUCCUUUAUACCUGGGAAUUUAGAAAACCGACGUUCUCCAGACUCAAAUUCCCAGUCUCAAACAGAACUUAACGAAAGAAAUGAAAACAGAAUACAUAAUGAAGAAGAGUCAAUCGAUAGUGCAAUGGCUAUUUACGAUAAAGACCUGCAUGAAGAUCCGUUAACAAAACAAAGGAGUCGUAUUAUGCGUCAAUCCAAAUUUCUGUUUGCGUAUCCCGCUGUUUUCUUCUUAAUGUGGUUCCUCCCUCAGGUUCGUUAUAUCAUCACUAUAGCAAACAUUCACAGUGAAUGCGUUGGUUACUGUAAGGGAUUUGCUUAUCUAGCUGUGUUUUGUGACAAUUUUGUUGCUAUAAUUCUGACCCUUUGUGAUUUACUGUUUGCUUGUUAUCAAGGCUUUUACGUUGUUCUCAAGAAAAAGAAAUAUCUACUAGUCACGAAUUUCAUAAAAAAAAAUUUUUUUGGGAAGAACAGUUUAAUGCAUGAAAAAAGACGAUCUAAUGACUAAAAAAUUUCUCCGUUUACGACUGCAACAUUGCAGCUUUAAUAUUUCUAGUUCAUAAUAACACCGUUUGUUAUACGUAACCUCCGCUUCAUUCGUUUAACCUGGUGAAUUAUUGCAAUCGCAAAAUACUUAACAGUAACAUGGUUUCCAUUAAACAUAAUGCAAUCAGAUCUUAACUUGCAAUUUUAGUUAAAUCUAAUCGAGAAAUGUAUUGGCUUCUGAAAAUCUACUUUUGUAAUAAAUAUAUUUAGUAGGCUAUAGAAAAAAAGGAUAUUAGCAUAUGAUCAAUUGAGAAGUAAGUCUGAAAAAAGAAAAGCAAAAGUUAGAACAAUUUAAUCUCUAAUGAUAACUAUUUUAGUAAGUUAUUUACAUGCAAGCAUGCCGAACAAAAGAAAGAGUAACAUAGUCAG